CUUAUCCAACGCUUAAACCCUAAGCACACACUUUCAUCAAAAUCGUACACACACCAGUGAGUGAGAGAGAAAUGGCAAACCCAAGGUCUUCAUCGAUUUGGCGAUCGUCCGUCCAACGACCGGCCAUAUCGAGAUGGAAGUCUGACCCGAUGUUGACACUUACUUCAAAAUCGAACACAAGAGAGAAACGGUGAACCCCAAGGUCUUCUUCGAUAUGACGAUCGGCGGUGCACCGGCCGGCCUUAUCGUGAUGGAGCUCUACGCCGAUGUUGUUCCGAAAACGGCCGAGAACUUCCGUGCCCUCUGCACCGGGGAGAAAGGCGUUGGAAUAUACGGCAAUCCUCUGCACUACAAGGGAUCGAAAUUCCACCAUGUGGUCCCUGGUUUCAUGUGCCAGGGAGGUGACUUCACCACUGGAAAUGGCACCGGCGGCGAGUCUAUCUAUGGAUCGAAGUUCGCUGAUGAGAACUUCAUCAAGAAGCACACCGGUCCUGGUGUGUUAUCCAUGGCCAAUGCUGGUCCUGGAACUAAUGGAUCGCAGUUCUUCGUCUGUACCACCCAAACCCCGUGGCUCGAUGGGAAGUAUGUAGUGUUUGGACAAGUUGUGGAGGGAAUGGACGUGGUGAAGGCGAUCGAGAAGGUUGGAUCGAGUUCUGGAAGUACUUCCAAGACUGUGACCAUAGCUGACUGUGGUCAACUUAGCUAGAUCUGAGAUCUGGUCUAUAUAUUGAGUGUGUUAUCUAUCUUUCUCUGCUUCGUUUCUGAAUACCUGUGAACUUGUUUAGGGUUUCCAGUAGCUUACUCUUUUAUUCAGUGUUGGCUUUUUACCGUGGUGG
Messenger RNA from Ilex paraguariensis (yerba mate), 836 nucleotides. The record is from the annotation of a GenBank genome assembly. Lineage: Eukaryota; Viridiplantae; Streptophyta; Magnoliopsida; Aquifoliales; Aquifoliaceae.